AUGCCGUUCUUGAACAACUACACGGACAGACCCCCUCAUCCUCGUCCUUUCAUGACAACCUCGUUAGCGAAUCAAAUGGAGGACGUCAGACAAACCACCACCCCGUCUCAAGCCCCCUCUCCGUUCAUUCAGACCCGACCACAGGAACAAGAGCACACCGAGAUAGUGGUGGACAAUGCGGACCUAGAUAUGUGGUUGAACCUAUUCAACAACCAAUUCUUCAUGUUCGCUCGAGCUCAGGAGACUUCGAACGUCAGGGACAUGCGGUUCAUUCUAACUCAAGCUGCCAAGACCCAAGACAGGAUCCUCGAGAUAGUGGAAAGAGAAGAAACAAUCCGUCUCAGAGAACUGGCACCCGAGAGAAGAACUAGCUCUGUUUAUGACAGGUUGUCUCUGCCAUAG
Molecule: messenger RNA, 402 nt
Organism: Puccinia graminis f. sp. tritici CRL 75-36-700-3
Lineage: Eukaryota; Fungi; Basidiomycota; Pucciniomycetes; Pucciniales; Pucciniaceae
Exons: 1
Coding region: 1-402 (133 amino acids)
Source: RefSeq, a predicted model, not a curated record